AUGGGAGUGGGCCUGGACACUGGUCUAGGGCUGACUGAGGUGGGAAUGAUGCAGAGGUGGAUGAGUGGACAGGAAGGUGGGCGACUUCCCUGGGUGGUUGCUGCCACCAACACAGGGGUCUCUAGCAGGACUGUCUGUGCUUCGGGCCCUGGGGCUCUGGCUGUGUUGUCCGCCCUGACUUCCCCUGUGCUUGUAACCAUGGCCUCCACGGUGCACUGGCCUCGGGGCCUUUCCACUGGAUGUCCCAACUCUGUUUCUGAGGGGCUGGGGAUGAAGAUUAAGCAGGAGAAGCAAGAGUGGCUGCUGCAGACACUGGCACCCCGGGGGCUACAAGAAGAGACUGAGGGUCCAAGGUGGGACCCUGUCCCUGAGAAGGAUGGGGGUCUGGCAGGCCAGGCUCCCUCAGCAGCCCCCGUUUCACCGAGUGCCCCACACACCACUCCUGAGGGCCACUUUGUGUGCCCGGAUUGUGGGAAGAGAUUCAGCUGGUGGUCAUCUCUGAAGAUCCACCAGCGGACCCACACCGGGGAGAAACCGUACCUCUGUGGCAAGUGCGGCAAGAGCUUCAGCCAGAAACCGAACCUGACUCGGCACCAGCGGCACCACAUGGGCGAGCGGCCCUACCCCUGUCCCGAUUGCGUGUGUCGCUUCAGCCAGAAACAGCACCUGCUCAAGCAUCAGAAGACGCACUGGAGCCCUGCCUCCCACGCCUGUCCGAAGAACGCCCUCUGCUUCCCACACAAGGUGGGCCUCCGCACUCACCAGCGCGCCUACGCCCGAGACUGCCAGUUGGCGGGGCAGAAGCACCUCAGAGCCACGGUGACCCACCAGUCUUACUCACCCCUGCCAGUGCCGCAAGGAUCCCCCAAGUGGGCCUGGCUGAGGCCCUGUCCCCGGUGGUGGGGCAGGCCGGCUUCUCAUGGCUCAGUGGCUAUGACCUCUGUACCUGGCCAGCCUCGUAAAUUCAUCUGCAGUGAGUGCGGCAAGAGCUUCUCCUGGUGGUGCUCGCUGAACAUCCACCAGCGCAUCCAUACCUGCGAGCGACCUUAUCCAUGCCCCGAGUGUGGCCGGCGCUUCAGCCAAAAGCCAAACCUGACGCGGCACCGGCGCAACCACACGGGAGAGCGGCCUUACUUGUGCACUGCCUGUGGGCGCAGCUUCCGACAAAAACAACACUUGCUCAAACAUCGGCCUGCUGAGCCACCUGAAGGAUCCAUGACUGAGCCCAUGUCUCCCGGGGGUAUGUCCCCCGCGGGGGCCGUGGAGGAGGCCCUGGGAGAUGAGCGUGGCCUAGUUAUCCAGCAGCCCGCGGAGGAACCGCCCCACCGCUGCCCGCUGUGCAGUCGGACCUUCCCGCAACACCCCAGCCUGGUGCGGCACCAGAAGGCGCACGCGGGCCCAGGCCGUGCAGCCUUCGUGUGUCCUGAGUGCGGCAAAGCCUUCGGCGUUAAGCACAACCUGGAGGUGCACCAGCGCACUCACACGGGCGAGCGGCCCUUCGUCUGCCCAGACUGUGGCCGCCGCUUCAGUCUCAAGCAGAACCUGCUCGCGCACCGGCGCAUUCACAGCGGCGAGAAACCUCACGAGUGCGCGCAGUGCGGUCGCCGCUUCCGCGAGCCGCGCUUCCUGCUCAGUCACGCGCGCACUCACGCGCGCGCGCCGCCGCCGCAUCCGCGCCGCCCGGGAGUGUUUGGGGACCGGCGGCCCUUCUGCUGCGCGCGCUGCGGCAAGAGUUUUGUCCGAGAGGGCGCCCUCAAGACGCACCAGCGCACCCAUGGCGCCGAUGGCCCCGCGGGGCACCGGGGCCGAGCGCUCUGA
Molecule: messenger RNA, 1818 nt
Organism: Chrysochloris asiatica (Cape golden mole)
Lineage: Eukaryota; Metazoa; Chordata; Mammalia; Afrosoricida; Chrysochloridae
Gene: ZNF775
Product: zinc finger protein 775
Exons: 5
Coding region: 1-1818 (605 amino acids)
Biological process (GO): regulation of transcription by RNA polymerase II
Molecular function (GO): RNA polymerase II cis-regulatory region sequence-specific DNA binding; DNA-binding transcription factor activity, RNA polymerase II-specific
Source: RefSeq, a predicted model, not a curated record